Messenger RNA from Dichomitus squalens LYAD-421 SS1, 5107 nucleotides. RefSeq lists its product as uncharacterized. The record is from RefSeq and is a predicted model, not a curated record. Bases 186 to 3515 code for a protein of 1109 amino acids. Gene Ontology annotation, biological process: endosome organization; organelle fusion; intracellular protein transport. NCBI's taxonomy places the organism in Eukaryota, Fungi, Basidiomycota, Agaricomycetes, Polyporales, Polyporaceae. The transcript has 14 exons. Gene Ontology annotation, cellular component: HOPS complex; endosome. Gene Ontology annotation, molecular function: protein-macromolecule adaptor activity.
UUGCGUUCCCCGCAACCAAGUGCAGCUUCCUCUGUCGUCGUUGAUAGUCUGCUCUGCUUCGGCUUCGCUCUUCUACCUCUCUCUGUGUGCAGGAUACCUAUCACGUUUACCGCCGCGGCGCCUGGUCGGGACCCUCCUCAGGAAUUAUACAAGUACCAGCGUGGGCUACUCCGUAGACCCUUAGAAUGUUUGAUGACUACGUAGAGCAUGCAUCGGCCCCUGUUCCAGGCUCCGCCCGCGGCCCGCUUCCACCACUGCAAUACGAAGGAUUCGAGCCUUCCCCGUACGAUCAGGAUGACGCUAGGGCAGAUAUUUUCCAAGAACAAGCGGAUUUGGCACCUCCACCCGCCCCCAUUUUCCAGCUCGGCGAAGUUCAAUGCCCGCUCUCUGCCCCCCUUGUCUCCCUCGUUGUGUCUUCCGACUCCCUGUACAUGGGACUGGCCAACAAUCUCAUCAUUCAGAUUGAGCUUUCUCGAGCAGAACAGUUCAUCCGCAUACAGAUACCCCGGAAGCCGAACGAGUUCACCAUACACAAGCUCUUCCUUGACCCCUCCGGCAGGCACCUACUCGUAACCUCCGUCCAGGGGGAGAAUUGGUACUUCUACCGGGGAUGGAAGAAGCCAAGACAACUGAAGAGCUUCAAGAUGAUCAUCGAGAGUGUCGCGUGGAACAAAGCCUCUCUCUUGUCAUCCUCGCACUCUACCUCUACACGUGAAAUGCUUAUUGGCGCAAGGAACGGAACAAUCUAUGAGGCGGUUUUGGAUGCCGAGGAAGACUUCUUCAAGUCACAAGAGAGGUAUCUUCAGCCUGUGUUCACACUCCCCGAACGGCAUCCGGUGACAGGCUUGAAGUUCGACAUGUUCCCUCCUCUUGACCCCAAGAAGGUACUCGUGCUGGUGACCACUGCAACUCGAAUCUACCAGUUUGUCGGCAUACCGGACAGGAAAUCUGAGGAUGGCGGACGAGUGUUUUCCGCGUUGUUUGGCAGCUAUCGGGACACUGCGCCAAAGAUCGUGGAGCUGCCUGGCAGCCCAGACGUUUCAGAGCUGCACGUAUACAGUCCGAAUGCCGAACAAGCAUACUCUCUGCCUCGAACAGUGGCGUGGAUGAAUGCUGCCGGUAUCUAUCAUGGGAACCUCGACUUCGGAUCCAACACGGACGACCUCAUUGAUGGUGCUCAGCUUUUACCGUACCCUGCACUAGUGUCUUCACCGUCGUUGUCACCAACAAGACAGAAUGCUACCGAAAAUGCGACACCAAUAUCCAUAUCACUGACAGAGUUUCAUUUCCUGUUGCUGUAUCGGGAUCGUGUCUUGGGAAUUUCCAACCUGAACGAGCAACUUGCCUACGAAGAGUUGCUACCACUGAAACCCAAUGAGCAAGUUCGUGGUCUCACUGCAGACCCCGUUCGGAGGACAUACUGGGUGUACACCGAUCAGUCAAUAUGGGAGAUUGGGGUCACCAACGAACACCGAGAUGUAUGGAAAAUCUACCUCGAGAAGGGGAAGUUCGAUGUUGCGCUGCAGUAUGCCACGAGCGCGCCCCAAAGAGACAAGGUCAUGUCCGCGCAAGCCCAGGCAUUCUUCAAUGAAGGGCGCUACUUCCAGGCUGCGCAGUGCUAUGCGCAGUGUUCACUAUCUUUUGAGGAAGUGACACUAAAGUUCUUGGAUGUCGGUGAACGCGAUGCGCUGCGGUCGUAUCUGAUCUCGCGUCUUGAGCGGACACGGAAGACGGAUCUCUCGCAACGGAUGAUGCUCGCGACAUGGCUGGUCGAAUUCUAUCUCAGCAAAUGUAACGAACUUGAUGACUUGAUUGCUUCGGAGUCAGUAUCGCAAGACGUUGACAACCUUCUCGCUGAGCGUGCCAUCCUCGAGGAGGACCUGCGACACUUCUUUGAGACUUACAAGGCGAACCUUGAACCGACGACUGUCUACGAGCUGAUCCAAGGUCAUGGGCGGAUAGACAUGUAUCUUCACUAUGCAGCAGUGGUCGGUGACUUCGAUCGAGUUGUCGAGCAUUGGGUCAUGGAAGAGGAGUGGACAAAAGCCAUCGAUGUCAUCAACCGGCAGCCGGACCUCGAGCUCUACUACCGAUUCGCCCCGGUCCUCAUGCGACAUGCUCCCAAAGAGACCGUCGAUUCGUGGUUGCGCCAGCGUGCACUCGACCCCCUUCGACUCAUCCCUGCCAUUCUCCGUCUGCAGCAUGCGCCUCGUGACCCACUAUCUCCCAACCAUGCUGUACGUUAUCUCAACCAUGUCAUAUUCGAGCAGGGCAACAUCUCCCCUAUGAUCCACAACUUGAUGAUCACCUUCUACGCAUCCACCCCAACAUCAACCUCCACUGCAUCGACCACGUCAAUAAAUCACCCCGAGGACGACGGACCGCUCCUGCGCUUCCUGUCGACGGCACCGUCCGACCCACUUACAGGCAAGCCGUACUACGACCUCGACUAUGCAUUACGGCUAUGCAAGCAGACUGGCCGAACACAACCCUGCGUGCACAUCUACUCGAAGAUGGGCCUGUGGGAGAAUAGCGUCGACCUUGCGCUCGAGAAGGGUGACUUAGAGCUUGCGAAAAUCAACGCGGAUAUGCCUGAGGAUGACGACCAGCUGCGCAAGAAGCUCUGGCUCAAGAUUGCGAAGUAUGUCGUCCAAGACAAGCAAGACAUCAAGAUGGCGAUGCGCUUCCUCGAGAACACUGAUCUGCUCAAGAUCGAAGACAUCCUGCCGUUCUUCCCUGAUUUCGUGGUCAUUGACGACUUCAAGGAGGAAAUCUGCACCGCACUCGAAGGCUACUCUGCGCACAUUGACGCGCUGAAAGCCGACAUGGACGAGGCCACGAAGAACGCGGAGGCGAUCAAGCAGGACAUCGCUGCCCUCCAGAAGCGCUUCAUCACCGUGGACGCCACGGAGAGGUGCUCGCACUGCGCCCUCACGCUCAUGACCAGGCAGUUCUACGUCUUCCCGUGUCACCACACCUUCCACGCGGACUGCCUGAUCGGCCUGACGAAGGAGUUCCUCCCCGCCCCGGCGCUCCGUCGUAUCCUCGCCCUCCAGACCGAGCUCAUGAAGUCGUCCCAAACGACCGCGAUCGACCGCACGGCGAUCACGAACCCCUCGCUGCUCCCCGCGACGCGGCACACGCCCGCACCCGCGCCCGCUCAGCGCACCCUCCUCUCCGCGAACUUCGCCGUCGGGUCCGUGCCGGGUGCCCGCGGGGCGAACGCGCUGGGCCGCAACCUGCUCUCGGCGGGCGACCGCCUGCGCGACCUCAUCAUCCCCGACGCGCUCGCGAACCUCGUCACCGCGCCGGCGGGCUGGAUCCCGGGCAUCGGGCUAGGCGGGGGCGGCGCGAAGCGCGACGUGGGCGAGAAGGACGCGGAGAAGGCCGAGCGGACGCGGAGGGAGCUGGAGGACCUGCUCGCCGCGAACUGCCCGCUGUGCGAGAGCGUCGUGGUCGGCCUGGACAGGCCGUUCGUGCAGGUUGGGGAGGUCGACGCGAGCUGGGACUUGUGAUGCUGUGUGGGUGAGAGUGCUAUGUAGUAGUGUCGUGUCUUGUGUGUGUUAUCUUGCUUGAUGUGCAUGAUUCACUUGCGCCGCCAGUGCGAUGCGCGCUGACGUUGGGCGAUCGACGGUUGUCUAUAUGGUUGGCUUUGGUACUCAUUGCUUGGGCACUCUUUCGCACACGGCAAGCGGGUGAUCAGUACAUACAGCGUUCUAUUCGUACAGAUGAGGCCGCGGAAGCAUGACAUGUUCGCCCAAGAACCAGAACCACGUGUCAAGUGACCCCCUUCCCUAGCCACAGUAAGUAGGACUAGCGACGGCGGUCGCCUCGGGAAUGCAAAUGAUGGUGGCGUCCCGGUACAGGAGCCCGCCGUGCGGUCCCCCAAAAUGACAGUUGCGACGGACAGGGGACGCCACCGAGCGCGUCGGACAAUCUUGUGACGGGAGUGAUAGCUGCAAAUGAGGCACAAAUGACGAUGCUCGCCUCCGCACUGAGAAGUCCAAACAUGCAGGGCGUCCAAGCAUCGGAUGGAAGCAGCACUUAGAGUGCAGAAGCGCUGCUGAUGGCGGGGACGCUCCCGGUGGGGGUUAGUGAUUGAUUUUCUUGGUGCGGCCGGCUUUGCGGCGUAGCCUGGCAGCCCUGCGCGCGCCCAUCUUCGCCUUCUCCUCUUCCAGUCUGCGCCGCUCCUCUGCGGCCUUUUUGCGCUCGAGCGUGAUCUCUUUCCGUCUACACGGGUAUGGCGGAUGUCAGCUGGGUGUCUCUGAAGGGUCGCUGGGACAGACGGAGACGGGGACGGGGGACGGGAAGUGGAACCGUGCGUGCACCUUUGAAUCUCUGCGAGCUUCUCGUCCUUGAGCUCGUCCUGGAGUUUCUUGAUCGCCUGCGCCUUCUUGACCUUCUCCAUCCGAUCCUCCCACUUCUUGGUCUUUACACCGUCAGGGAGGUGUGACCGCACAGUCGCGGUCUUCGUCGCCUUCCAUCCCUUCCCAGAUAGACGACCGUUUGCUGAAUGUGCCAGCGGUCGUGCGCCAGCGACCUCGCCCUCUGCGGAGGCUGUCUCGACAGGUGAAGCAGGGCUCUCGAGCGCGAUGACGGACUCGUCUGGUUGGGACAUGACUGCUCAAGAUUACUUUGAAUUUUUAGAGUUAGAGGAGGUGAAGAGAGCGCCCAUGGCCAAUGUGGAGAUGGCAGCGCUGGAUAGAGGAGCGCGCGCUUCACGGAUGCCAGUGCCGAGCAGGGGAAGAUCACAUCGGGGAUUAGCCACACACGUGGGCGAUGGGAUCUCAGAGAUGGACGUCGGGUCAAUGGGUUCCGGAAGUAAGCCGGCGGGUAGAGUCCCACCCACAUCGAUGGCCUGCGAUGUCGAGCAAGCGUACGGCCUCCUGGAUAGCCUCCACAACUGCCCAAGAUGCAUGCUGGUGUGGACGCUGCUCGACACUUCAUGAGAACCAAGGCACUCGCCGCGGUUCUGAAUGAUGAUGAUAUCACGGCCGUCCAGGGGCGGAUGCGGUGCCAAUUGGAAUCGGCUGCGAAGGUCAGGCCAGGUCCCCCGCUCUCGGUGCGCGCCUUGCCAAGGUUGCAGGGUCCUGCGCAUCAUCCGAGC